This is a messenger RNA of Baudoinia panamericana UAMH 10762, 288 nucleotides long. RefSeq lists its product as uncharacterized. The record is from RefSeq and is a predicted model, not a curated record. The transcript has a single exon. Gene Ontology annotation, molecular function: structural constituent of ribosome. The coding region runs from base 1 to 288 and encodes 95 amino acids. Lineage: Eukaryota; Fungi; Ascomycota; Dothideomycetes; Mycosphaerellales; Teratosphaeriaceae. Gene Ontology annotation, cellular component: mitochondrion; large ribosomal subunit. Gene Ontology annotation, biological process: translation.
AUGUCAUCCGCACAACGCUACUUCCGCAUCACCCUCCUCCGCUCCGCCAUUGGUCUCCCCGGUCGCACUUCCCGCAUCCUCGCCGCCCUGGGUCUGCACAACAAACGCCUACGCACCGUCUACCACCCCGUCAGCCCCGAUGUCGCGGGUCAAAUCUUCGCGGUCAAGGAGUUGGUGGAUGUGCAGGAAGUCGACCAGGCGUUGACUCAGCAGGAGCUCAGGGAGUUGCGGAGGCCGGACAAGGGGUGGUAUGUUGAGCGGAGGGCGGCGGAGGGGAGGAGUGGUUAA